AUGUUUGUAAGGGGUUGGGGAAGUGUAGGAAUAACUCUGCCAAGUGGGAAUAUGGCAACCCUAUUCAGGAAGAGGUCUAGAAGUCAAGGAAUCUUUCUAAGGGUAGUUAGGACUUGGAAGAAUGAAUCAGAGGAACAGGUUUUGAAACAAGGUUCUUUCCAAAGGUUAUGCCUCUCGGAUAUAAGCAUUCCUAGCUCCCCUCAGGCCAUUGAAGAUCUUUCCAUUUCCCUGGUUGGCCCAAAGCUUUACACAUUCACCCUAGAGGAGCUAAGGGAAGCAACACAUAAUUUCUCAUGGAGUAAUCUUCUUGGUGAAGGAGGGUUCGGGCCUGUGUAUAAAGGUUUUGUUGAUGACAAACUUAGACCUGGUUUGAAGGCUCAGUCUGUAGCUGUGAAACAACUGAACUUGGAUGGCUUCCAAGGUCACAGGGAGUGGCUGGCGGAGAUUAUAUUUCUUGGACAGCUGAGGCAUCCACAUCUUGUUAAGUUAAUUGGUUACUGUUGUGAGGAGGAGCACAGGCUUCUUGUGUAUGAAUACAUGGCUAGAGGCAGCUUGGAGAAUCAACUGUUUAGAAGAUACUCUGCUGCCUUACCAUGGUCAACUAGAAUGAAGGUUGCAUUAGGUGCAGCUAAGGGUCUGGCCUUCCUUCACGAAGCAGAUAAACCUGUAAUAUACAGAGAUUUCAAAACUUCAAAUAUCUUACUAGACUCGGAUUACACAGCUAAAUUAUCAGAUCUUGGGCUAGCAAAAGAUGGUCCUGAAGGGGAAGAUACACAUGUAACAACAACAUGCAUAAUGGGAACCCGAGGCUAUGCUGCUCCUGAGUACAUAAAGUCAGGUCACCUUUCCACCAAGAGUGAUGUGUAUAGUUAUGGAGUGGUUUUGUUGGAAUUGCUUACAGGAAGAAGGGUAGUGGAUAAGUGCCGACCCAAUAGAGAACGAAGCCUUGUGGAAUGGGCAAGGCCUCUUUUGAGAGAUCAAAGAAAGCUGCACCAUAUAAUAGACCCAAGAUUGGAAGGGCAGUUUCCUACGAAAGGAUCUUUGAAGGUUGCUGCGUUGACCUAUAAAUGUUUGAGUCACCACCCCUAUACACGGCCAACUAUGAGUGAUGUGGUUAAGAUAUUAGAGUCUCUUCAGGAUUUUGACGAUGUGAUCAUAGGACCAUUUGUGUAUGUAGCGGUGAGUGAAAGUAGCCAUUGA
Molecule: messenger RNA, 1200 nt
Organism: Sphenostylis stenocarpa
Lineage: Eukaryota; Viridiplantae; Streptophyta; Magnoliopsida; Fabales; Fabaceae
Source: the annotation of a GenBank genome assembly